AUGUUUGUCGAAGGGUUGGUCGUGGUGGUGGUGCUUCUCAUCUGCUGGUAUGUGAACUUCCGUCCACGCUCUACAAAUCAGCUGCGGCCCUCUUAUCAAAGCCAUCACUCAUUGUCCAGCCUUCCUGCCGGUGAUUAUGUUGUCAUUGGCGGAGGGGCUGCGGGGCUUGCCGCUGCGGCGGAGUUGCUGCGUCGCACCAACGAAACAUGCCACAUCGUCCUGAUCGAGAGUGGGGGGGACCCGCAGCCAGCGUCUUCAGCAGCCCUCCUCUUUGAAGCCGGGCGACGCGACCGAUUGCUGUCCUUUGCGCCGGACCUUGUACGGGUGCCACCGGAGGUGCGGCUGAAGGGAAUGCACCCCGCCUUCCUGGGCGGCACGCCUGAUGAAGGAUACCUCGCUCAGCGCCCAUGGCACUUCUUCCAGGCGGAGGAGGCCCUUGUGGCGGCCCCCGCGGGGGCGGGCGACACAACGUUGGGUGCAGCGGCACCAAAGGCGAAUCGAUAUUCGCUCCUCCAGUACGCGCCCUACCCUCGUGGAGUCGGACUGGGCGGCACAGCGCAGUUGGAUUGGGGCAUGCAUGUGAACUCUCUCUGGCCGGUCACGGACGAGGCAGUGCCGGCUGCCGAAAACGCAUCGUCCCGCACGGCGCAGAGCAGCAGUGAAUCAUUGCCACAGUGGACUCGGUUGCCUGUGCGCUUCCCAGCCGUCCGCAAUCCUCUCUCCUGGGCCUUUGCUGAAGCCGUCAAGGCCCUCAAGCUGGCCGCCCCAUACCUGCCCACUACCUCUGUGCCUGUCAAGCGGGGCGUUGUGUUUAUUUGCUACUUGUACCUCGACGAAGAUGGCAGGCGGCUGGCAUUGCCUUCCGCUCUGCUGGGCGAUAUUGCACCAGACGCACUGCACCGGCGACUAAGCGUGCUGACAGGGUACACGGCAGUAGACGUCGACGUGGCGACGCAGGAUGGCGGCGAAUCGGAAGAGCGUGGAGUGCGUGUGACAGGUGUACAAGUGCGCCCCAGCUGCGACGACGCAGGCGCAAUCGUCUCCAUCCCUGUCGGAAAGGGCGUAGUCGUUGCGGCCGGCGCUCUGCACAGCCCGCGCCUGCUACACAGGGUAGCUAAACACCCUGCUCUGCGCGUGCAGCCGCCACCGUCUACAGUCUCUGUGCGCGAUGCGCUGGCGCUGCCGCUCAUUUUCUCCGCGGUGCCAGCAGUGUCGGCUGACAGCUUCAAUGCGCGAGAUGCGGGGUCGACUGCGAUGUGGUGGCUCACCCAGCGAGGCCCGUACUUGACACCGCUGUGCGACACUCUCUUGUCGCUACCGCUACCGCGCAUCGCCCCGCAGGCGGAGCUGCGCGUUGUGCUCUUUCCCUUUGGCGGGCGCGAUGCCGCACGCUUCAAGGGCAUGGGAUGGGACACCGUGCUCGGAACUCCGCUACAGGCCUUCACAAUGCUUCUCAUUGUCCAUGGUAUUGAUGGAUUGGAGCACGCGCUGGCGCUGGAUACAAAGGCGUCACCACCUGGUGCAGCGCAUGCCCGCGCGCUCUGUUCUCACCAGGCUGUCUGCCCUUUGUCUGAGGAGGUGCACCACCAGGUCCAAAACGCAUUCCUUACAGGCAUCAAGGAGUGCCGCCGCCUCAGCAAAACCCCACCGCUGGCGAACUUAACGUUGGAACCGGGAGUUGAAUCGACUGACUUUACUCUCCUCGUCGCCAGUGACGAAGCAAAGGCUGUUCGACUUGCGCAGCUUUCUCGACUACCGCCGUCGAAGCUCUCGGCCCGUGGGAAGGCGGAGCUGAAAGAACUGCGCGAGUGGUCGCACCCCAUCACGGCGACGGAGACGUACAUGCGCCGCUACGUGGACGCACAUGCAUAUUGGCUUGGCUUUGCCAGUGGUAGCAGCGAGACCUUUUUGGUCUCAUCGUCGUCUGCGUCCUGCUCGUCGCGGGUCGCAGGGCUGCAAAACGUGUUUGUCGGAGACAGCUCCGCAGUUACUACAACGCAGUGGUCCUGUGUGGGAAAGCGCGAUACACUCGCGGCGGGUAGCCGUAGCACCAGCAUGGAUGCCGGAGUACGGGCGGCGACGGAGCUUGUGAAAAGCUGCGGUGAUUGGUAG
Leishmania mexicana MHOM/GT/2001/U1103 is the source of this 2112-nucleotide messenger RNA. RefSeq lists its product as hypothetical. The coding region runs from base 1 to 2112 and encodes 703 amino acids. The record is from RefSeq and is a predicted model, not a curated record. NCBI's taxonomy places the organism in Eukaryota, Euglenozoa, Kinetoplastea, Trypanosomatida, Trypanosomatidae. Gene Ontology annotation, molecular function: oxidoreductase activity, acting on CH-OH group of donors; flavin adenine dinucleotide binding. The transcript has a single exon.